Dermacentor andersoni is the source of this 10765-nucleotide messenger RNA. RefSeq lists its product as uncharacterized. The record is from RefSeq and is a predicted model, not a curated record. NCBI's taxonomy places the organism in Eukaryota, Metazoa, Arthropoda, Arachnida, Ixodida, Ixodidae.
GCGCGCUCGGGCCCCGGGCCCGCGCACUUGCCGAACGAACCCCGCUUCGGUCUCGACGCACGCACAGCGCGGGCGCGGACGCUGCGCUGCCACUCGCGGCUCGGCGCGCUCACCUGCCUGUCGGAGCGCGCGCGCGCGCCCCGCUGGAAGCAAGGAGUGCGGAAUGCGCCUUCCGACCGCAUCUCGGAGCCUCGCACCAGCUUGGAUACCCGGCAAUCUGCUGAAGACUUGGGCUGUGGCUCCGUUCGAGUAUGCUGCCGUUCUGACUGAGCAAAAGAGCAUCUAGAGCUGCCGCGGAAACGCAGCUCUCGAGCGCAUGUCGUUGCGUCUCCUCAUACUAGGUAGCCACGGGCGUUGUAGGCAAUUUAGGCUGCAGGUUCAGUUGCACUGACUACAGGAAUGAGUGUCUGAAAGCACGCGAUAUGAAUGCCGGAAUGUGGCUCCAGACUUAACCUCGUGGCAGAAUCUCUUCUUGAAGACCUAAGAGCUCCCGAGAACUUCAGCCGUGUCACGGAUUGCUUCGACAGCCAGAGAGAGAGUGUGCCAUACUACGUCUGAAACGGCUGCUGACGAAGCUAAGAUCCCGACGCCAUCUUUUUGGCCUUACGCCCUUCAGUACUCGGAAGAUUGCUAAAUUGUGCGACCUCCAGCGUGCCACUGUGUGCGGAAGCAUUAUAGACAGCAGCUCACGACUGAGUAAAGUUUGUUAGGUCUCACGCUCAAGAAGUAACUGUGGUGUUGUGCGCACAGGAAAGGUUUUCAAAAAGACACUUCGGAGGAAUCGGCGCAUUGUUGCACUUCGAGGCAGGAUUUCUUUGUGAACAACAUCGCCCGCAGGUAGCAGUGUGCCGCGUCCUAAACGGCAGCUGAAGACUCUGUAACAAGGUGUGGUGGCCCAAAAUUACGCGUUGCUCAUUGUCAAUGCACUUUAGUGCACCAAAUAUUAUCCGCCUUCAACACUGACUAGAACCAAAAGUCGUGUUGGCGUUCGCACCACCACUCUUUCAGAUUUUUCACAGAGAAUCUGGCCUCUAGAAAAGUUGCUCAAGUGUGCGACGGUCCAUGGAGUAACCGACAACGGGUUGACGCAUCAGUGAGUGUUGUGUGUGAAGUAGCUUGUGUUUGAAACCAACGAAGCAUUGCAAGCAAGUGGUGUUAAGCGUCUUCGGCGCCGCUAGGCGUGCCUGUUGGAGGAGAACUUAUUGUGUCAUCGCUUCGCUGGAGCAUAUGACAGUAUCUCGCGUGUUCAAUACUGCACCUUCCAAUCAUACAUUACUCUUAAGGCAAACUGUAGCCUUUAAGGUGAAGCCAACAAAACAGGGCAAGUUGCUGGCCUCUAUGUGUUAUACUGCGGAGACUGUGCUCCAGUGUUGAAGCCACCUUUUUGACACAUUGGCUCUGGUUUCUAGGCAAAGACUGGACAGCACCCUUGUGUCCCCAGUGCUCUUAAUCACCACGGUAUUGAGAGAACGUGCCCAACGCCCACUUGCGGGGGCACGUUUUCGUCGACGGCUUCUCUAUGAAACGCUGAGAAUUCAGCUCAGCGUUAUCGAUAGCUCUUUAUAGAGACCUUCUUCUACUUUGCUUUGUCUUAGCUUCCAUGUAAUAUGCCUGAACUGUUGGUUCUUUGACCUGUCAGGGCUGGCCUGUAUCUAUAGGGCGUUCAUUAACACUAUACGUGAAAAGCUGUCAUUCAGUCGACUUCUCUGCUUUAAGAUUGAAGCGUGUAGAGCCGAUUUAGAAGGCCUGAAAGCAAUGUUUGCUAACCAACUGUACUUCCAGGUAGACACAAAAAUCUUCAUCAUUAAUCUUCAGUCUGGCAAUGACUGAAGAUUAAUUUUGUCGGCCAACCUGUUGCCGAGAAGUCGUUAGUAACAGCUGCACUUCGCUCGCUAUCGAACACCGCCUGCUUUAAACAGACUGGUAAGAAAGAGCAAAAGUGCGUCAGCUGCAAUUUGUCUUUAUCAGGAGUUUCAGUGAAAGGUUUGUCGCAGUCGGUGUUGGGCAGUCAGAGCCGUGAAAAGGUUUGAUGGGCAUUUGUGCUUGGUACUCGGAUUUUAUUCCAGCUCAGUAUGAGAGAUUCGUACAUCAGCUCAAAUCUGUUAUUGGCCUUUCAGUCCUGUAGUCUCGCUGUAUGGCUACUUUUUUCAGGCUAAUAUAAAGCUUAAGCGCACAAGAAAUUAUUGGAAAGGUAAACGAGGAAUCAUUCUGGCGCUCCUUCAACGGUUCCUUCGCUAAUAAGCUCAAUAUUUACAUUAAAAAAAUAACAAGAACUAUAGCCAUAUUUAAAGCACACAUGGUCUACCAUUUGCUGCCAAAUUAAGUUGUGUAACUUGUUUCUGAAACACGCAGCUUCCAUUGUGCUUGAGGCAGCAGAGGAUUGCUUCGCAAGAGGAGAAGUUUCUCGAUGUAGUCACGUCGUCCACGUAGAUAUUUGUCCACCGUGCAGCCCUAAAAAACAAAUAAUGGAAGAUUUGGCUCACGUGCCCUCCGGUAACCUCCGGAUAACAACGACCUAAACUAACGCCCAAACAACGCACUCUGACUACGUGAUACUGUUUUGUUUUUCCCAAAGACAACUAUCCUUAAACAGGAAGAAAAACGACCUGGGAGAAGAAACAUAUUGUGUCCUUUUUGUAUUGUAGCGAGGCGAUCGAAACGGAAACAGUGCACUGGCAUCACACUCUGCGUUCGUUAACCGACGUUCCAGCGACGAGACCAGUUUGCGAAUAAGGAGUGAUAGAUUGCCAAAACAUAAAGCUGAGCGAGAAAAAAAAAGGAAAGAGACACCCUCUCGCCAGUGAACUGACGGGUGCGCGUCGUGGUGGUGCUUGGUGCUUUUUUCUGAACUGCUGCUAUUCGUGAGUGCGUUGCUCUGUGUGUGCCGUGUGCAGUGUGCCGCUCUGUGCUGGGUGCAUCCGUGCGCGACGGCCCCACGUGCGCGUGCCGGAGAGUGCUUCGAGGUAGACGACACGUUUUAUCGCUUCACCCGGCCGGCCCCAGAGGACGAGGCAGGCGGGCUACGAAGCGACGUUCAGCUUGCCAAGCCCAAGCCUCCUCGCCUCUCUCGACUAUCGUUCACAGGAGUUAAAGGGGGGAGGAGCGAAGAACGCCAAUCUUGCAUGUCCCAAGCGCCAUAGAUGUGCACCUAAGCUCGCAGAAGCCUUUGUUGUGCAAAAAAGGAGGCAAGAAAGGAGAUCUCAUCCCAGCAAUCCAUUGCACAAAGUUCCGCGUUUCGGCAUACUGGAAGCCGCUGGAGAAGGAUAUCUUGAAAAAAAAAAGAAGGCCUCCUAAAACGUAUCUCAAUUCUUCAAUCAGCCCUUUCAAUUUCUUUAGUGCAUGUUUGGAUUAGCGUCUCUUUUGAAGUGUAGUCAUUGUUCGCCUCGCGCACGAAGUUAGGUGUAGUGAAAUAUCGCUCUCUUGGGAAUAUUGCCCAUCCCGUUAUUCGCUUGAGACGAAACGUUGUUGAGGAGUACAUAGAGAUAGAUCCCUCCAGUUGAAGGAAACCCAUUUUGACUGAACUAGCGGAUAAUCUUAGUGUGAUUACUUCAACUGUAGUACAUCUUACUUUUAAGGCGAAUUUAUUGCCUGCGAAAGUUGGUUCUGCGCUCUCUGAUACGCGCUCUCAAGUUCAGCCAGCAUUUCGCUAAGCCCAUUCAUUUGGUAGUUAAGUGCGACAGGACAUCUUUUUCAAUUACGUACAUUCUUUCUAUUCACUAGGAAAGACGAGCUGCAAGUAUAAAGCAAGCUUUAGGGCAAAUAAGGAGAGAAACUUGACAAGAGCAUGGAACUAGGAGAGUAUUGACUGAACACUGAGCACGUUAAUCUAUGUGUCAUUAAAAUCUGCAGGAGAACAUACAGCGGAAAAGCGAUUUGCUUCUUCUUUUAUUAUUUUUUGAGAGAUAACAAGUAUUGUGAUUCACACUAACAAUACAGAGGAAACGUCGUAUAGGAAACGGGUUAAGGCCUUUGUACGGAGAGCGCAAGGGCGCUACUGCUCGAAGUCGUAGCCAAGCCGGCCUACGUCAGAGACUGCUGUGGUCUGAACGCUUUACGAUCGCAAACCGUGGCGAGUGCCUGACUCUGCUCGCGCCAGUGAAAAGUAGAAAGGUACAAGAGAACAGGAGAGAGGCCAGGUUGGCAGGAGAACCAAGUGGAUGCUCGUAAAAUCUACUUAGGUAAAAAGAAAGAGCGCGAAUGUCCAGCGACCUGCUGAAAUCGAUAAGAGCGGAGGUCGGAGCGCCUCCUUCCUUUACCCAUUUUAGCGUUUCAAGGUUUCACUGAACGUGUUGCUGACUAUAUUACAGGUUCGUUUUUUCGUCCCCGUUUAUGUUUAUUCCAUAUGCUCACGUAAAAAAAAAAAAACUAGUGUGUCGAGUAUUGCGGGGAUAACAAAACAGGUCUUGCGAGCAGGUAAAAGGAAACAAAGGAAUUGAGACCAUACUUAUUGCAAGUGCUUUUGAGUGUAGUUUGUUUCGCAGGUACUAGGAAAAUGUACUCGGUCGCUAGCUGUGCAAGCGACACCUAGCGACAGUUGCUUUCUGCACCAUUUGUCAGAGUCUCAGCAGUGGUUGCUUUUGUUGUACCAAAUAUCGUUAGUAUUGCACAGAAAGAAAGUUAAUACAUCCAACAGAUUUUGCUUAAGAAAGAAAGGCAGAGUGCACUCAAAUAGAUACUCUUGCCAAGCAGGGAGCACUGCUUGCUAAGAUUAUCUGGUCACGGAAAGACAUAACUGUUCUUGUAAUCUAAAGUAAAUAACCGUAUACGAAGUACACUUGUAUUCGGGAGCAUGGCACUGUUUUUGCAGAAACCAAGUAGGUUCCGGGAAUGAAGACACAGUGAUUUAAGCGAUACGAUACAGGGAGCGGUAUAGGAAAUAAGCAAACAGGGCUGCAAAAGUAUCCCUCCGACCAAGGUGGGGUUCGAAGAAGGAGGCACAGGUAGCCGUAAUCAAGACGAAUAACAGCCGCGAAUCGUUCACGACAGGAAGCAGGAGCAGGAAAAAGGAAGCUCAGCUGCUUGACUUGCUUUUGUUUAACUACCUUCUGCUUUACUUCUUGUUUUGUAUUAGGAUAAACUUGGAAGAAGUGGGCUAAGCAACUCAUUUUUCUGGCUUAAGGAAAAGAGACGCGAUUACACGGGAGAAGUCGACAAAGCGAAUUUAUCAGCAGAUCAUCAGUAUGGCCAUGAAGUAGCCAUGAAUGACAAAGCAUGCUACAUAUACGAUGCAGUUAAGCGAAAAAUGAUACAUGUCGCAUAAAGGAAAUAUGGGCCGGUUAUCACUUAGGUAAUACUCGGCACUCAUGAUGGAAACCGCUACUCGAAUCAGCGAGUAGAUUAGGGUGGCAAUAUUGAUUUUGCGAUUAUGUUGGCAACUUAACCAGAAUAGGCGCAGCUUUAAAAAAAAAGAAACGUUGCUUGGAUCAGUCAGCAGAGGAAUAAAAAUAAACCGUAGGAAAGACUUUCCUAAAGUUUGCUUCAAGUUCUUUUUUUCAGUGAAAAUCGCUCAUAAUUGCCUAGUAACGAGCUCAUUUUCGCCAAUCCCUUGUUCAAACAAAGGCACGAAAGAUAGCGAGCGAGCAGAGGAAAGCGCAAACAAGAAAACGGGCCAUCAAGGGUACCACACUGCGCGCUUGGGACAUAACGUGACUGACACGAGAGAGAGCGUUCACCGAAGUGUCGCCACCGCUUGAAACGACAAUUAGGGCCCCUCCGGGGGGCCGCUAUCAGGUAGACCGGUGGAUAACAGAACUGGUGCUGUUAUUCUUCGCGGGAGGAACUUUGAGUCAAUCAGCCUAAUCGACGCCCGAGUGGGACCGGAGGCGCGGCAGGGUGGUUUUAAUGAUCAUCGAUUGAAAAGCGGCGCGGGGGCACUCCGAUGGUGGGCCUCGAACAUGCUGCUCAAAGAGGCUGUUUCAGUGCUGCCGUCUUCAGCCAUUGCACCAAAACGUGACCUGCAUCCUCGCAUCGAGCAGUUACCAAACAACGAGUGUGGCCUCCACUUAGAGACCGCGAUGGCGACCGAAACCGAAGUUUUAUGACAUUGCCGCCGAACGACCACGUCGAUUGACCAAACGCUCUCCGAGGAGAAGCUGAGCCGAAGUUCGCCCCGCGGCAAAGCGGCGUUCAGUCGUAUUGGAGAGCGAUGAGCUCUCCGGCCGUCAAAGCUGCCGAAGAGUGCCCAAACGUCGUCGAGGCCAGAAUGCCGAGCGCGGGCAACGCCAAACCAAGGGUGCCGAAGGUAGAUGAGUGCCGCAUCGUGAUCACCGACUGCGAUGGGACGGACGACGCCACCGACAGAGACAGCCGCGUCGCGGCCUGGUUGGGACAGGACGCAUCGGGGUCGUCCGCCCUCGAAGAAGGCGAGCUGUCGCGCAGCGACAGCCAGCCACGUCGCCACCACAAGCACCGCCACAAGCGGCGGCAGCGCAAGCACCACCACCACCGCCACUCCUCGACCCACAGCCGGUCGUCCCGGUCGGAUGAGCCAACGGCGAGUCGCUGCCAGAGCAGCAGGCUCGUGGUCGAGGUCGACGACGACUUCGCGUCCGAGUGCGACACCGUUGCCACAGCGCGCUCCGAGGGUGCCUGGUCCGGAUUGGCACCACCCGACAAGGAUGACCGGAAGCGUAGGAACAAGAGAAAGCGGAAGCGGAAGCCCGGUGAGGAUGACGACGACGAGGACAGCCAGGAAGGAGGCGGCAAGCGUGACAAGAAAGCCGAGAUGAUAGUGGUGACCGUGAGUGCGGUCAUCCUCACCAUCGCCCUGCUACUAAUCGGCAUCACUCUGGCACUGACGCCCAAGAUCGACGAGAUGGUACGCAAGGAAAACGAGGUGAUGUUCCGGAUUCCGACACCACCACCUGCAUUGCUGUCUUCCACGAGGUCAGCGGUCACAGCAUUGCGAGAGAACACCACUAUGGCCAGUCUCACGGCUGCCGGCUGAAGUCAACCCUGGCUUUGCCUCGCUUGGAAUCUCAAUUAUAUUCAGGGCUGGCAGGCUCGGGAGAGCCGCCGACCUUGGCUUGAUCGGCCGGGCAUGUCUUUGUGCCGUCCAGGAUAGGCGCUCAGUGCCACCAGCUGCGGCAGGUGCUUUGAUCACACUGAGAACGCGGUGGCAUUGGAUUGCUGUUUGAUUGUGGCCACACAGCCUUCGUUUCUAUUUGCCAUACUCAUCGAUGGCAAUUAGAGGAGGCAAUGCUCAGUGAGAAAUUGUGGUUCUAGCACGGCAAGGUUGUAACUCGCUUUUCUUUUUCGCUGUGCUACGGAUGAUUGUCCAGACACUGUUAGCGUUCCGUGACAUAUGUUUUAAGGACAGUCUUCCUAUCUAGCGGACGUAUUGUGCACUCGCAUAGUUACUGUCCAGCUGUGCAGCUAUGUCGGACUGCUGGAAAUACGAUCUGGGUUAUCCGACGAACCACUGAAGCAUCUGUAGGUGGGCCGAGUCCUUGAUGGCAAUCAAUUUUAGCCAAUGAGAAGGAGAGAUAACGGAGAUAAUUGUUGUCAGCCACUUGGAAGCACGGUCUACACGCUAUAUACUCCUCUGAACGUGCUUACUAUCUUUGUACGAACAAAAUGUGGCCUGUGGUGAUGAAAGGAGUGUCGUUGUUGUUAUUUUAACCAUGUUGUAAGAACGGUCUCUUCACGUUUAGAGUUAGAGCAUGUAACGACAUCUCGUUUCUAAUAACGGAUAUUGAGCCGCUUGACAGAUGGGCUGCUGCACUUUUAUCUGCAGCAGUAAGAAGGGUGCCAAGAACCGUGAAUUGGUAAGGUCACGAUCUAGAGUAUGUCGCUUGAGCGUUCGGCUUUCUCUUUGCCGUAGUAAGACUGUAGCCAGCCAUUAGUGGCUGAGUUGCAAUGCCAUGCUUGUUAGGAAAAUAAAUGACGCACGGUCUCGUGCAUAUCAUAAAGGAAGUAACUCUAUCGUGCUUAUUUAUUCGUCAUAUCGACGAUUACUGUUUCCUUGUUGUGACCGCUGUGGCUAUUUGUUUUUCUUGCAGCAGUCUGAGAAUAAAAAAACAGCUUCGGUGUCUUACGCAACUCACUUCAUAUUGGCGUAAUGUUUAGGAAAACGGGGACUGAAAUGCAUCCAUUGGUUGUUUGCAAUUUUUUAUAGAAUCCCAGACGACGUUUAUCGACCAAAUUUUGCGUAGCGCUAUGGCUAUUACAGUUCAGCAAAGAGGUUUGAUUUGAACUUGCUCAAUUUGUUUCGAAUUCGUCACAAGCGGACAGCAUACAUAUCCUCAUAAGUGACAACAUAAACCAUCAAAGAUGUAUUUUUUUCUGUAAUGCUGAAUGGGGUGUAAAACAAUUACGAAUAAUGACGGCUCAUAGAAGCAGUGGUUAGAAUGUAUGAUUGUAAUCAAUUGUUGCAGUAAUCUGCGUGUUUAAGACAGAACGAUUUUGCAAAUUUAUGGUGGACACAUUGAAAGAUAAGCACAGUGUUUAAUAGUAUAGCUUAUUGUCGGAAGGCAUACUGCCUGUCGCGCACAUCGUAACUGUGUACGAAAAAAAAUAUCGUGCUUUCCUAUACUGGGUCGUAAGCACGGGUCGAACUCCGAUACCGCCUAUUAGAGCACAUUUAAAACGUAGAAAUGAUUUUCUGAGACCCUGGACAGAUAUUAAUAAGAUUUGUUGCAUUUGAGAAGAAAGCUGAAAUUUAGUGACUGUAGGAAGAUCAGUCGGGAUUCAGGGUCAGAAUUGUUCACAAGGAUUGCCUAAAAUUUGGAAGUUUUGAAAAAAAGAAAUGCACGAAGUUUACAAAUCCGUAACUGUGCACAGAAAUCACAUAUCGCAGUUCUGUAAGGUACAUCCAUUAGAGCAUCUAAAGCGGAGACAUUCGGUAUAUUACAUUACAGCCUAUGUGAAUUUGUUUACAACGUUUCUAGGAGUUUUUUCAAGUCUUAUGCACAAAUUAGCAAUAUACUUCAUAACAAUGCUUAAUAUAUCAUUCUUUCCCCCUUUAAGUGUAUGGUUAAAGGGGCCCUGAAACAGUUCUCAAACAUGGUAAAAAAUGUUUGCUGAUCUGUUAACGAGUCUACUAUAAACAUGUGAGCCAAAUAUUACUGCAUUGCAUUACUAUCUCGUGUCAAAAACAGCAAAAAAAAAAAAAAAAAAAAUACACUUGCUCUCGUUUCCGCACUGUCGCCAUAGACUCAUCACAUACAGCUGGAUUCACAACAGCUAUUGGCUGAUUUCGUCAUCGCAAGAAUAUUCUCAGUAAUAUAAUUAAUAUUGAUUUGAGUUAAAUAAAUAAACAAACAUAGCUGCAAUAUAAAAAAAACUGAAAAACAAUUUCAUCGUUGCACUCCAAGUCCAAGCGCGACCAUUGCCCCAUGCUGCGUCUACUGUGCGUGUGCCUCUGAGAUGAAAAGCUAGCGCACAAACGUGGAGGGGAGGGGGAGGGGAGGGAGACACAUUGCUUGGUUGCGCUUCUUUGCCGUCUCCCCUGCGUAAACUUCCAGCUCGCUAGUGGAAAUGAGAGAAGACAGAAAGCCACUGAUUGUUCCGACUAUUGCUUCUAACUUUUCUUGUGCUUGAAGGAUUCGAAAAAAAAUUUUGCGGUGGGACAUUCGCAGACAUUUAAUAGUGAUAUAAUUCUAGGAUUUCAUAGAAAAGUGUUUCGUGGCCCCUCUUAAUCCAGUUUACAGAUUGUUGAUGUGAUAUUUCACAGUGGAGUUAAGCAGUUGUAGACUUAAUAGAUCGUUCAAAAGACUGGACUGGUGGGCUUGUUGGUACUGCACAACUUGAGGUUAAGAGCAAGAGAGCAGGAGGACAACAAAAUGGGAGCGCUGUGUCUUCGGGCGCCACUGUUGUCCUACGUGCUCUCUUGCGCUUAACCUCAAGUUCAAAGAACGUUUUCUAAAAUUCUGCAAUUAAACAAUAUUGACAGCCUCAUUAAACAUUUGCUUCCUACAGUCACUGGAUUUGAACUUUUGCUUUUAUUUGUAAUAAACCUAAUAGAAUUCGAUGCGGUAAACGCCGAGAAAAACAAUUUCUUCUUUCACAUGCAUUUUAGUAGCUCCAUCUCCGGGACCUCUUAUGGAAUGCAUGCAGAAGCAGUGAGGAACGCUUUUCUCAGAUGAAUAGUGUGUGGAGAGAGAACAUGCAAGCAUGUGACACUGCCCGCAGAUUUAGCAUCAAUAAUGUUUAGCUUAUUGGGCUUCAUGAACAAGCAGUGAACAACAAAAGAACACCACAUACCGAGGUCUUUUCGCCGUGUGAAAAACAGGCAUCACGCUUUUGAUGUACUGCAUAAAACGCUGUCUUGGCACUCAAUGAUCAUGCUGAGGGUUCAAAUAAGAAACAAGGCACUAUGUAAGGCCGGUUGGCGUUGCAGAGGUGCAAAGCUAGCGUAGUCUUAUAACGUAUUCGGCCCAUACUUUGUUAGCGUAGCUUGACACCUCGCUAAACUUUCUUUUGCAGUCGGUUCCGAACAAAGCGACUGAAGGGAAACUAGAAUGAAUUUCGUGCUUCCGAUUUUAAAAGGUGCUCAAAGUAUGAUUUUUUGCGCUGGUGUGAAAUAUAAACGUGAACAUUCGCGUGUAAAAGCAAUUCUGGCAAAAUCUAAAUGUCGCUAACAUGUUCUAGUAAGGUAGUAGUGACCACGCUAUUUUGGGAACACUGAAGUGUUCACUCUCAUGACUUACCAAGAGGUAAUGGCUCGAUGUGAUCUGAACGUUUGUUGUUACUCUUUACUGUUUUUCUACGUUGUGAAAAUUGUUUGUGGACAUUGAAAAGCAAUAAAGAAGAGUAAUCGUGAGAA